AUGUGUCCAUCUGCUCUGUUGGUGACCAAGCAGAAGCCUGGAUCAGGAAGCCGCCUGUGCUGCAGGAAAUCCGGCUGCCGCGUGAGUGUACUAGACAGUGUGAUGAGCAAGCUGGAAGUGUACGCCAAUCACACAGAGGAGGUGGUGGAAGAGAGGACCAACCAGCUGAUGGCCGAGAAGAGGAAAGUGGAUCAGCUUUUAUCCACAAUGCUGCCCAGCUGCACUGGAGAACAGCUUGUAGCAGAAAUGUCCGUGGAACCAGAGCAUUUUGAGUCGGUGACAAUCUUUCUCUCUGACAUUGUUGGAUCCACAAAACUCUGCUCUCUCGGCUCCCCCCUGCAAGCUGUGAAGCUCCUUACUGACCGGUACAGUGUAUUUGCUCACAUCAUUAAAACUCAUGACGUGUAUAAGGUCUCUCAGAGCACUGCGGGCAUCCUGCUGGCGUUGGGAGGGUACGAUUUGCAAAAGAGAGGCACCAUUCCAGUCAAGGGCAAAGGAGAACAAACCAAGUUCUGGCUGAAGGGCAAAGAAGACUUCACUAUUCCACUCCCCGAAUUUGCUGAGGAAGAAGCUGAAGUCCCAGAGAUCUUCUGA
Messenger RNA from Rangifer tarandus platyrhynchus (Svalbard reindeer), 594 nucleotides. NCBI's taxonomy places the organism in Eukaryota, Metazoa, Chordata, Mammalia, Artiodactyla, Cervidae. The record is from the annotation of a GenBank genome assembly.